UCUUUGUUGACAAUAAUUGUUCCGACAACCAGUGAAUGCAGCUUCUGGUUUAGGUUACUCCUCAAACGCUUUCCAAGAUGCUAAGGCAAAAUACGCUCCUUAGGUGACAAUGUAAAGAACAGCUCGUCCUGAAAAACAGCGUAUUACACAGCUGGUUCACAAUGGACGAAGAAGGCAGAUGGCAGACAUGUCAUCUCUUGGACCUGCCUUGGGAGGAUGUUCUCGUUCCACACAUUUUGUCCUACUUGCCGUUGCAGCACAUUGUCAGCCUGCAGAGGGUGAGCAAGCAGUUCCACAGCCUCGUCCAGGUGUAUCUGGCCAACUGCAGGACUUUUAAUUUUUCCACCAUUGGACCGUGCAUCCCCAAGGAAGCAUUUUGCGCAAUGUUAAAAGACAAUAAAGUUCUCCAGAACCUGUCCCUUCAAAACUGUUCAGACUGGGUCACAGACAAGGAGUUGCUUCCUGUUAUCGGCCAGAACCAGCAUCUGCACAGGGUAGACAUGAGUGGCUGUGCCUCCCUCACCCGCCACUCCUUAGUGGCCGUGUCCUUGAGCUGCACGCAUCUCCAGAAUCUCGGCCUGGCUCACUGCGACUGGGUGGACUGCCUGUCUCUGCGCAGCCUGGCUGACCACUGUGGGGGGCUUCGGUCGAUCGAUCUCACCGCCUGCCGCCAGCUGAAGGAUGACGCCAUCUGCUACCUGGCCAAAAAGUGUUCCGAGCUGAAGUCGCUGUCGUUGGCGGUCAAUGCCAACAUUACAGACGAGUCGGUGGAAGAGGUGGCCAAGAACUGCAGGGGUCUGGAACAGCUGGAUCUGACAGGUUGUCUGCGAGUCCGGAACCAGUCCAUCAGAACUCUUGCAGAGUAUUGCCCAAAGCUGCAGUCCCUGAGGGUGAAUCACUGUCACAACGUGACCGAGUCGAGCCUCGACCCUCUCCGGAAGCGCAACGUAGUGAUCGAUGUUGAGCCGCCUUUACCGCGGGCCCUGGUGCUUCUUCAGGAUAUGCUGGGUUUCGCUCCUUUUAUCAAUCUGCAGAUUUAGCCACAGGGAGAAACUCGAGAACGAGUUCACAAAGUGAGGUGACUGGCAGUUGUCACUUGAACCCAUAUCAAGUGAUGGAGAAAUGUUUCGACUUUUCAGAAAAGUAUGGAUGUGGAAUAAAAAAACAAAAAGAGAACCUCACUGGAUCGUGGUCAACGCUGCAAAGUUGGAAUUUAACUGAAAAUAAGUUUGAAUUUAACAUUCAAAGAAGAAAGCCAUGUGUGUUUUUAGCCUUGCUGCCUCUUGUCCAAAAUAUAUUACUGCACUUUUUAUUCACUUAAUGUCACAAGAUUGCAUUCCUAACCAAAAGCAUAAUAUAUCUUUUUUGUUGUUGUUUGUUCCAAACAAAAUGCAAAGCUACAAAUGGUCUUAUGUUUCAUUUAGAAACAUUUACAAUGUUUGAGUUUAAUUAAACAUUUUGUUUCGCUUGAGUUUACUUGCAGAAAGGGUCAGUUCACCCAGGGCACACAAAUGCAUUCCCAAAGCUGUCACUGCAACACUAGAUAUUUGUUUUAAUUUAUUUAAGGUUUAAUAUCUCUACUGUGGCCAAUGCAGCGCUUGUAUCCCCCCCACUGACGCGUUUUCUUGAAACAUUUAGGUUUUAUCUGCUGUUUCACACUUUGCCACACCAGAAACACUCAGAAGUAACUGAAUCAUUAUAUGUUGUUUUUGUGAUGUGAUUGAAGUGACCCUUAAAAUGAUAUUGUUCUAAAUGUACAGCCUCAGCACUCGUUUCAAACACAAGAAUUUAUUCAGACUUUUUCCCCAUUAAGUCUGAGUAGAUUUUAUUAGAUCUUGUUAAGCAGUUAUUGUUCUUGGGACACGGCACAGGAAUUAUGUAAGCAGUUAAAUGAAAAAAUACGACCCGAAAAAUUGUGUCCCUGCUGUAAUUUGUAAAGCAAAACUUUUUUAUGUAUGCUGUCUUUUUUUUUUUUUUUUUUAAAUCAGUAGUAUAAAAACGGAGGGAAUGAAUAUAUCCUCCUCUAUUUGUUUCCACUUUCCCUUUUUAUCCAGACAUUGUAUCGUAAAGACAGAUUAAGAUCAUGUGUUGAUUUCACGCACAUUUCUGAGUUCAAUUUAAAGCUUCAAACACUGAAACUAAAUCACUAUAAUAGCCCUGUUUUGCAUUUAUUGUCCACUUGAUGGCAUAGUGGGGCAAAUGAAGCAUCAUGACGCUUUGGCUCAUGAGUGGACCAAUUGGAAAGAAAGUUUCAGUGCUUCAUAGCCUUAUCUUGCUGUAACUAGUAGACAGGUGUAUGUUGUUCAAAUAGGUUUCUAGUUGGUAGGUGAUCAGAUGUGUAUUUCAUGCAAUAAAAUGCCAAUUAUUUAAAA
This is a messenger RNA of Poecilia reticulata (guppy), 2372 nucleotides long. RefSeq names its product F-box and leucine-rich repeat protein 15 (gene fbxl15). The record is from RefSeq and is a predicted model, not a curated record. Lineage: Eukaryota; Metazoa; Chordata; Actinopteri; Cyprinodontiformes; Poeciliidae. Gene Ontology annotation, cellular component: SCF ubiquitin ligase complex. Gene Ontology annotation, molecular function: protein binding. Gene Ontology annotation, biological process: SCF-dependent proteasomal ubiquitin-dependent protein catabolic process.